AUGCAAUUUAUCCAAGUAUUUAACAACUUUGAUCAUACCCUUGAAUAUCGUUUGGCAACUUGGUUUUGCUUGAUCUAUAUUUUGGCUGGUUGUUUCGCCAUCCCGACUGGACCUAGAAGUAUAGGUAGGUAGAUCGUAGUUUAAUAGUUCAUUCUACUAAAGAUAAAGUAGUGGGGAGAUGGAAUUUUCUAAAAGAUCCUGCAUGUGAAUUGUUGAAACUCAUUAAAUAACCAGUAAACUGUAUAAACAGUAGACUUUUUGCCGCUUUAAUUAAAACGCUUGUGGAACCAAGAAAAUAUUGCAUGUAUAACAGGAAAGUGUAACUGUAAGCUAUUUAUAAUUAUGAUUAUUACAAAUAUGUUAUAAUUUUUUAACUGUUAACAUCUUCAAACUAGUAAUUUAUAGUCAGAUCGAAAUUCAUCUGGUUAUAACAGUGUGAAUGAGGUUAAUUAACGACCGACAUUAAUAAACUCGCAAGAUAUAUUGUCUCAUAAUUGUUAGCUCACCGUCACGAACGAUUGAACAGGAACUUGGAACUGAUGUCUUGAACAAUAUCAUACUACAGUUGAAAACUGGCAGUGAAAUAAAAAAUAACUGAAAUAAAAAUAACUAUAAUAAAACCCUUUCAAUAACACUAAGCAGUGAUCUUUGGCGCCGAGACAACCGUACAUCCUGCGAGUGAUUUUAAUGAACUAUACUAUUAAUAUUGGACAUUUUGAAUAAAGGAACCUUUGUUACAGCUAAGGGCUACACGCGAGAGAAGUGGCAAAACGUGCAAUUAUUUUCGGCGCGCCGCAUCCCAAAAUUAUAAUCUAUCAAGGUAUGAUGGUCUAGAAACUAAACAAAAGUUAUUGUAUUAUGCUUCAGGUGAUUGAGCUCGUUGAUAUUGUAUAUAUAGCUCGUUGAUAUUGUAUAGGUGAAACGCGCCACCAUAAUAUUUAAUUAAGUUCAGACCAGGCAUUUGUGUACGCCGAGGUACAGUUCAACACCAAACAAAGGCCUUCUAUAUUUUGUGGCUUUGGUGUUACUGCAAGGGCUUCCAGAUCAUCAUAUCUUGACAGACUAUGCCUAAAUUCACUAAAACUCUUGUUAUGCAGUGUAUAGUGUCAGGUCUGACAGAUCAGAAGGAUGUACGUAAAUAUGAAUUUGUAUAGUUAUACAUGCAUGUUAAAAGUCUAUAAAACAAGGAAGAAGGAAGUUUUAGAGAUGAACAGCUUUCGUCGUUCAUAAUAUAGCCGGUCGGCCGGGGGUGGGAAAGGCAAAAUAUUGAGUAUAAUAAACCGAAUAAUGUGCAAAAUAAUUUUGGUUGACAUGAAUAUAGAAUGAAUACCAGAUGGCUCUCAAAGACUGCAUAUAUACUUCCGUCAAGUGAAUGAUGAUGUAUCAUGUAUGCAUAAAUUACAGUACAAUGGUUAGUUACGCAUUCAGUUUACUCAGCUGGCAAAGCAAACUUUCUAAUUUCACAUGCAAUUUUUGAACUAAAAUUAACCCGUUUGUCUUCGGCCUACUUCCAAAACAGCAGCAGAAACUUAGCUGAAAACAUAAUCUUCGGACCAAUCACCAAUGUUAUAAUAGAAGAGACAACUUUACAAAGGUCUCUACUCACAUGGCGGUUACCAAGCUAAACAAUUCAUAUACAGCUAUUUCAAUUAAGGUUGUCCACGAGCAAAGCGGAAAAGUCAUCAUCAUCAUCAUCACCAUCAUCAUCAUAUCCUAUUUUAAAAGAUUUUUGUGAUUCAAAACGGUUUGUUCAGCUCUUAAGUAAAGAAUAUUAAUUUCUACUGACAUUCAACAUUGGUUUAAAAUACAGUAUUGGCACCAAGCAUUACAUAGGAUUUUGAGCAUCUCAUUCGAUAGGAGAUUGAAGGGUUUUGUUGACAGAAAUUCGAGUGUGAUUUUCUACAUUUAUUAAAGCCUGAUUUCCACUAGGCGGAAUUUUGCGCGCGGAGCGAAAUUUUUCUUUGUCUUGUGAUUUCUCGGGUGGAACUAAUUAGAAAAGACAAAGAAAAAUUCCGCUACGCGCGCAAAAUUCCGCCUAGUGGAAAGCAGGCUUAAUAUGUAACCAGGAGCCGUUGCGAAAAAUGCAACUUUAGGCCCUCUGGCAGGAAUCGGAACCUGUGAUCCUUAGUAUACAGUUAGUUCAAUUAAGGUUGUCCCCCGAGCAAAGCGGAAAAGUCGAAUACGAGCGCGAAAUGCUGCUGAGAAUCGCUAACACUGAAAUGAAUGGAUUUAUUAGCGAUUCCCAGCAGCCUUUCGCGCUCGUAUUCGAUUUUUCCGCUUUGCAGUUGGGGGACAACCUUAAUUGAACUAGCUGUAUACACAAGAACUUGUAGUUAGCGCUCGAUAACUGGGCUCUGUAGCUCAGUUCGUUACAACGCCAGAGGGACUAUAUAUAGACUAUAGUUGCAUAUUUUUGUAACUGCUCCUGGCUAAGUCAAAUAUAUAAAAUUUAUACUCGAAAUUUCCAUCUACAAAAUCCUUCACCGAGCGUCACCUGCAUAUACAGUGGAUGUAUACGUAUGAUUGUAUGAAAAUCCAAAGUACACUUGUAGUAAUUAUUGGUUGUAAUUUCAAUAGUUUGGAAGUGUACGUGUCUCUAGCAAUUUAAAUAUAAGUUAAUUUUAAUGCUUGGUAUCAGUCCCUUGGGUCUUGGUCGAAAAGAAGCGGUUCCGUUGCCAUAAUAGCUUCCACAGUGGCCCAAGCUCUGUGUGGGUAUUUAUUCAUUUUUUAAUUUUAUUAUAUUUGCAUUACAAUUUACUUUAAAUUAUAAAGUAUAACUUACUUACUUUUGUGCGAUUUGGAGGUGGUUUUAGUUUGAUAUAAUGAUAUAAAAACAUCACGAGAAUGCGAUAUAAUAUACAAUUUAUAUCAACCUCGUUCCCAGGCCCUUCCCUCUUGUGGAGGAAAGACCCUGGUCGGAGCUGGUCUCGUGGCUCACAGAAAAUUAAUUGCCUAAGGUUGUGUGGGAAAAGUAUCAUAUUACAUGCUUCCACUUACGCACUUACAAGGAGUGAGUGUUCUGUACAAUCAACUUUGAGAAUCACAAAUACGUCAAAAUACUUGCUAAAUUUAAUUUCUGUUUGCUCUUAAUUACUUAAAUUAUAAAAAUAUGCUAAAGAGAUUUUUAUAGCAACAAAUCAGGAAAUCAAGCAAUAAAAACGUAUGAUCAUAUAGCUUGUGCACACUUAUAUAAAAGUCACUUUCAUUUCACACGUUUCUGCUCUUCCUUUGGUUCACGUAGUAUUUAAAACACGAGAAGGAGUAUUUUAUCAUAUUUAAAACGCGAGACGCAGCCGAGCAUUGUUUUAGAUAUGAUAAAACGCUAGUUCGAGUGUUUUGAAUAGCUUAGUAAAAUACGACAACAAAAGAAUACUAAUUAGAACAAUUAUAUAAUCAAACUAAUUAGGAUGAACAAUUAUAUAAAGAAUACUAAUGAGAUGAGUUUUAUCAGAUAUAAUUAGUCAUUGGACAUGACAUAUUAUGGCUGACAUGAUUUGCCACAUAAGUUAGUAUGAAUUUUUAGUCACUAUUUUAAAUAUUUAUGUACUGUUUAAUAAAAGAGCAGUAGUGUUUUAUUAGACCUAAUAAAACACGACCUGGGAGUUUAUUAAACGGCUUUAAACACGACUACAAAUUCAAUAGAUAUACUGCCUUAUUAGUAUUCUUUAUAUAAAGAAUACUGAUGAGGACACGACUACAAUAUAUACUGCCUGAUUAGUAUUCUUUAAAUAAAUAAUACUAAUUAGGAGUGCGAUUUUAUCAGGCUUAAAGCCACUGCACGUGACAUAUUAUGGUUGAUAUGAUUUGCCAAUUAGCUCAUGAAUUAUUAAUGAGAGUAUGAAAAUCUUAUAAUGUGUGCCGUUAUCUGGAAACGGUAUACGACGACGACGACCAUGAUGAUGAUGAUGAUCCUCAAUUGCGCUAUACUGCUAUUUUAACAUUUUGAGCAUGAAAAUAUUUUGAGCAUGAAAAAUUAUUUUAAUAAACAUGAAGCAUGAAACAAUUUUAUAUUUUUAAUAUAUUACUUCAUAUAUAGAUUAUAGUCUUAUGUAAUCGAAUAUAUAAUCCGGCGUAAUGUUAGAACAAUUAUGAUAAUGUAAAAUACCAACUUUUGCGUAAAUAUUUAACAAUUAUUCGCCGAAAGCGAGGUGAUUAUCAGGGAAUAUUCGCCGAUAAUCACCGAGCCUAAGGCGAACAAUAGUUUUAGUAUUUUUACACAAGUCUUUUGUGUUCUUUGGGACUGAAUUUAUUUUAAUUUCGCUUAUUUCUUUGUCAGUAACUUCCACAAAACGGCUAGCCGCGCGCCAUUUUGCAAAUUUCGAUUUUGUCAUAUUCACCUGUAGGUGAAUAUAUAACAGCAUAAUAGGUCAAAUUUGACCAAUCAACUUGUAGGAUUUGUUAUAUUCACUUGCGCAAAAAUACUAAAUAGUGUUAUUAGGAUGUUCUUUACACAAUUUAAAACGUCACUGAGCUUUUUCCCUUGAGCUUCUGUGCUUGAGCUGUCGGUCAUUUUCAAUUUUGAGAAACCAAAAGUGCAAUAACUCCGGUAUUAAUUCCCCAACGGCUAAAAUUGCCGAGUAUUAAAUACCGAUAAAGAGAUAUUGAGAUUGACUACACUAGGAGGGCUAAAAUUGUUUAUUAUUAACCUAAUAUGGCCUACCAUAUUUCUAAACAAUAUGAAAGUAAACUCAAAAUCGCUAAACAAAGUAACAAAGGUGUCAAAUUCAUUACAAGUUGCUCAAAGUUACAAAAGUUGCCAUUUAAAACAAAAGUUGCUCAUAAAACGAAGAGUUGCCAAAAAGUUGCUAAGCAACUUGUGGAAACUCCUACCCUCGUCCCUGUUAAAGUUCCUGUGCAUCCUAUCAGUUCAUUAGAGUAUCCUAUGGCUAUGUAGCUAAAUGUUUCUUUAGUUUAGUUUUAAGGGUUUUAAUAUGACGUAUAUCCCGGAUUUCCACAAGCAAACUGUUCCAGUUGUUGGCAGCUGCUUCCCCCAGUUCUUCUUGUAAUAGGUAUCAGGUAAUAGGAAACACGGUAAUAGGUAAUAGGAAAUAUGGUAAUAGGAAAUAGCGAAAAAAGUAGCUUUUGCAAUCGACUUUUUCAACACGAAAAUAGGCAAUAGCAAUUACACUUCUCGGCUUCCGUACAAAAUAUAAUAAAAUUAAAAAUAAAUAAAUACCCACACAGAGCCUGGGCCACUGUGAUAGCUUCUAGUAUUUUUAUAGUCUCUAGCGCCCUAGCGUCAGCGAGUUAGUUUGAAUGAUUUUUUUUUAAAUAUUGCUAUAAUACACAAGGCGAAACUAUGGGCCAGCCGUCUAGCAAAAAUUGAUUACCUUACCUUGUAACUCUUAUUGCUCUUUUUGUUUUCAGGAAUCUCUCACUUCGCAUUAAUUCAAAAAGGAGGGAAAGUUGACAGGUCGUGUUUGUAUAAUUUAGUCAUUGAUAACAAUAUGAGUGACUACCACUUUACUCCUGCAGACGAACGAUUGUUUCUGCUUGACUUGUAUGAUGCAACGGGCGGCCAAUACUACUGGUAUAAGAAAACAGGAUGGGGGGAAAAUAGCACCAUACAUCACUGCAAAUGGUUUGGCAUACAAUGCUACGAGAGCAGUAGCUAUAUCAAAUGGAUUAAUCUAAUCGAUAAUGGCUUGACAGGACGAUUGCCAAUUUUUUGGAAAAUCCGCAAUCUACAAGGACUAUGUUUGUCUAUUAAUAAACAAUGA
Messenger RNA from Paramuricea clavata, 5720 nucleotides. The record is from the annotation of a GenBank genome assembly. Lineage: Eukaryota; Metazoa; Cnidaria; Anthozoa; Malacalcyonacea; Plexauridae.